AUGGAUCUGGAGCUGGAUUUGCCCCCGCUGUCUACUGAGGAGUUUCAGACUGACGGGCGUUCAGAGGCAGUCCCUGAGCUUUUGACCGAGCGGCAACCGAGACCCACUGGAGCUGCUGCCCAAGUCCAGUCCGCGGCUGGCCCUGAACGACUCUUCUCUUGCAUUCCUCCCUGCAGGACUGCUCUGCCUUCCGGGCCUGAGGACGACGAGGCAGCCAAACCCGGCCUGGAGAUCACUGUCUCCAAUCCCAGCAACCUCAAACUCGAGUGUGUCAUCUGUUACUGCUCCUACGACCUCUCUGCCCGCCUCCCUCGCCGCCUCCACUGCGGCCACGCCUUUUGCCAGGCCUGUAUCCGGCGCCUCAAUGUGGUGGCCAACGAGCAGUGGUGGGUCCCGUGUCCCCAGUGCCGGCAAAACACCCCCACCCCACGCGGAGGGGUGGCAAUGCUUGACUUGGACCUUGCGGCCUUCCUCGCCGUCAAGUCCGAGAAGGUGCUUCCCCGGCACGGAGGCCGGCUGCAGCCGGAUCAGCUCUCCAAGGAGAAGCCGGUCUUCACGGAGCAGCCGAGCGGCUCGUGCCAGGAAGUUUUGCCUGAGCCCCAGCCCUGCCUUCCCCGGAAUGGCUGCUGGUGCUGCUGCUGGUGGUGCUGCGACCCCAUUCUCUGCUGUGGAACCGCUGCAGCCUUUCCGAGCUGA
Messenger RNA from Notechis scutatus (mainland tiger snake), 696 nucleotides. It is a transcript of the gene RNF224, whose product is annotated as ring finger protein 224. Lineage: Eukaryota; Metazoa; Chordata; Lepidosauria; Squamata; Elapidae. The record is from RefSeq and is a predicted model, not a curated record.